GGCGUCCCAAGGAGGUGGUGGGCGAUGGGGUGGGUAUCUAUCGCGUUUCCGGAGGGUUUCGGGUGCGCCAAAGGUGAAGUUCUGCUCGUCGGACGAGCGAGUGCAUUGGGCGCGCUGAGAUUCGAGGGAUUGAAGGAUGAGGUGAGAGUUGUUCUCAGUGCGUAAGAGCGACGCACCACCACGGGGCCAUUCAUGGGGUUUUCGGAAUCCGAAUCGGACCCCGAUUUGUUUUGCGAGGGGCAGGACAUGGGAAUUGGAACCCGCGAGACGGACACUUACUUACGGAGCUGACUUGGGAGUAAUGGGUCGUUCGACUGGAUGACGAGGUCGAGAAAACAGGUGUUUUUCCUUCUUCGAUGGAAUAGAGAAAGUACGUGUCGUCGUGGGAUCGUCGUCGUGAGAUCGUCGUCGUCAAUUAACAGAGAUUGGAGUCCUCGGCGGGUUGCAAGAAAGCUGCCUAUGUCGGUCUUGAACGUGAUACCGUUGGAGUCGCAAAAGGAGAAAAAUCAAAGCAAGAGAUGUCUAAAACUGCCAAAAACGAGAGGGCAUGAUCGGGCAAUUUUAAUACAAGCCAUUGUCUAUUCCUGUCCAUCCAUGUCGCACAACCAUCACCAUCAUCACCAGCUCCUCCCCGGGUCAUCACCAGACAAUGCCCCCUUUUGCCGGCAGCAUCGGAGCAUUCGGCACGACCACGUCCCCACGAGCGCCGCCGGCUCCGUCAGGGAAAGGCAACUGCCCCCAAAAAGAGGCCGCAAGGCUGAGGGUUUACAGCAUGUCCUGGGCGUUGCUGAUGCCCGGUCCGCAUUCCCUCCGCCGGCGGACGGGGGAUAUGCGAAUGCCUGCUGAAUGCUGACUUGGGGUUGAUGCUGAUUAGCUUCGGCUUCAGAGCAGUAGCCUGUGGCGUGUGCAUAGCAGGCGGGGCGUGGUGCCACCGACGUACGUGCGUGAGCCGCUCCGGGGUGUUGAGGCCAGUCGGGAUCGGAGCGGGGCCUUUCUCACCAUCUGUUCACUGUUGUUUCUUGUUGCUGUCCCGGACAGGCCUCGGUGACGUCGCCUUCUCACUCAUCUGCUUCCACUGAACCGAGACACCGAGUGCAGC
Molecule: messenger RNA, 1099 nt
Organism: Ilyonectria robusta
Lineage: Eukaryota; Fungi; Ascomycota; Sordariomycetes; Hypocreales; Nectriaceae
Exons: 1
Coding region: 319-846 (175 amino acids)
Source: RefSeq, a predicted model, not a curated record